Messenger RNA from Sphaerulina musiva SO2202, 4417 nucleotides. RefSeq names its product dienelactone hydrolase family protein. The transcript is spliced from 10 exons. NCBI's taxonomy places the organism in Eukaryota, Fungi, Ascomycota, Dothideomycetes, Mycosphaerellales, Mycosphaerellaceae. Bases 1 to 750 code for a protein of 249 amino acids. The record is from RefSeq and is a predicted model, not a curated record. Gene Ontology annotation, molecular function: hydrolase activity.
AUGUCUCAAUCACGCGCCUGCUGCACUGUGCCGCCCAUUGUCGCCGAGGGCUAUAAAGAGAAGGGCGAGUGGAUUACCAACAAUAGAACAUACCACGACGAGGAUCGCUUUUUUGGCGUCGCUAGGACCAGUGGCAUAUGUUUUUAUGACAUCUUUGGAUUCUUCCCACAGACCCUGCAAGGUGCCGACAUACUCGCGUAUAGCGACAAAGAACGCCCAUACCAGGUGUUUAUGCCAGAUUUCUUCGAGGGCCAGCCAGCCGACAUCAGCUGGCUUCCUGCGGACACCAAGGACAAAGAGACGAAGCUUGGAGAGUUCUUCUCUACCAAGGCUGCGCCACCAAAGACACUAGAAAAGAUCCCCAAGGUCCUUGCAGAGAUCAAAGGACAACGAUCGUCAAUCAGCGAAUGGGGUGUGCUUGGAUACUGCUGGGGUGGCAAGAUCGUCAACCUCUCCUCGCAGGCGGGCACGCCCUUCAAAGCCGCCGCCUCGUGCCACCCGGCCAUGGUCGAUGAAAAGGACGCGCCUGGCAUCACUAUUCCCUUCGCGAUGCUUCCCAGCAAGGAUGAGCCCAAAGAGGAUGUUGAGAAGUGGCAAAAAGGCUUGAAAGUGAAGAACAUUGUAGAGUGGUUCCCCAGCCAGGUGCACGGUUUCAUGGCGGCACGUGGUGAUCUCAACGACAAGGCUGUCGAGGCCGACUACAAGAAAGCUUACGAGCUGGUCCUGCACUUCUUCCACGAACACAUGUGAGAUGCAGGCCUGACAUCUCGCUCUCACGUACCUACAGUAUGCUUGGGGGUUGUCAGUGGCGAUAUGUGAAACGAGUCGUCAAUGUAGACGGAAAGAAUGGUGAAUAAUGGAAUUUGCGAUUGCUCUUCGUAUCGAAAAUGGUUCGUAUUCAUGUGCCCCCAGUCUAUGUUGUAACGCCAAUCUUGAAAGGUAAAAUCCCAAAUCAUGAUCAGGACGGUGUGCCAGGCGAUAUUACUGACUCCUGAUGUCGUGCGGACGAGUCGUCGGCGAAUGUAUAGAUUUCUGCAAGGGUCGUCUAGACAAAACGGAACUAGUAUCCGGAACUCCGCGCUCAACGGCUCGCAUGGUGCAGAAGGUGUAUGAUGAGCGAACAUAGCUCGGGUAUCAUUGAGGUAGCGCAACUUCGCGCAGUCGUAACGAACAGGUGUCGUAAGUCAAGAAUAUGGCAAUCUUUAUGCCUAAUUUUCACAGGCUCAUGGUCAACCACUCCCACUCUUGUGGGCCAGUGAGCAUGGAGGCCGGAAUUCCGGUCGAUGGUCCAUUAUUUUGUUCCGGAGAUAUUUGCGAUGCGGCUUGGCCACCGCCCUGAGGAAACAUCGAAGCAUGAAUUAGUGGAGCGGUCGCUUUCGCAGGCAUGGAAGCCGGCGUGAGUGAAGCAGCCUUGGUCGCUUCGCGUUGUCCGCUCUGACCCAUGCCGCUCAUAUCCUCUGCGUCGUGCAUCUCGGCGUCGUUCUGUGGGAGCGAGUUGCUCGCUCUGCUUGCUUUCCGAACGCGCCGCGGCGCUACAAGACGUGUCGGUGCGGUCAUGGGCGGCUGUGUGGCAGGCUUUGGUGGGCCAGGGGCAAUCGGGACCACCAUUUUUACAGGCUUGUCGGCUGGGCCUGAGCUGGUGGGCGUGUUCGCCGAGGACCCACCGCCAGACUUUGGGGAGUCGGAUUCGUUGGCAACAAUCUUGCCUGGUCCAGGUGUGCCAGCCUGAACAAUCGAGUUCUUACGACUGAUUGCUUUCUUGGAUCGCCCAGAGCCGACAGGCACCGAGUUGCCGCUUCCACGGUUGCGCUUCUUAAUGACGUCUGUUUUCAAGCUCAGCGGCCGCACAACGCCAUGGAGCUUCAGAAAAAGACCGCAAGCAUUGCACAAGGGAUGACCUUCCGGGUUUCGCCGCCACAGAGGUGUCGUUUGCGUGAAGCAAUUGGUACAUGUCGUGGGGACUCCAUUGUUAUCACCUCCGGGCCGAGGACUGCCCGGCCGUGAGGGAGCUGCAGAGGUGAAGCCCGACUCUGGUGGCGAUUCCGGAGACGUUUGCGUUCGGAUGGAGAACAUCCCAGUGGCCAUGCCGACGGUGUUCGGGGUGGAAGUCGUACGGGGGAUCUUUCGAGUCCGGGGAUCGCCACCUCGAUUUCUGAUAUCGCUUACAGAAGCUGCAGAUCCAUGUCCUCUGCUCAAGCUACCCUGGUCCCAGCUCUGAGGGGACGGUAUUAGCUCAGUGCCACCUAUUUGCACUCCCUUCCUGCCUAUAUUCGUGAAUCGCCCUUCGGAUUGAUUGAAUUGCGAAGACAUCGAUUGAUCCCACUGGUAGUUGCCAUGCAUGUCAAGCGCUGAAUCUUCAGGUGAUAGUUCCUGAGUCAUCAACAUGUUGGUGUCCGGGUACGAAACGUCUUCAUCUUCAUUUUCCGAGUCGCCUCCGAAUGUGAACAUGUGCUGCUGCUCAUGACGUGACAUGUUGAGGUUCGAAUUUGGAUAAUCUUGAGGCAUGAUACGCGAGGGAUCCAGAUGACCGGGUACGUGGAACGAUGGUGCGUGAAAGCCGUGGGAUGGCGCACUGGCUGAGAUUGCACUGAACAUGGAGUCACUGUGAGGAUUAAACACAAACUGCUGCUGUGACUGAUGUUGCAUCUGCCUCGUGGGAAUCUGUUGAUGGUGCUGGUUCUGAGCCUGGUUUUGUUGGAAGUUCGACACCGAACUAGAGUGAAGCUGGUUGGCGAAGAACAUUUGUUCGCCUUCCGGUAUAGGCUGCGGCGUGGAGACGGUUGAUGGAUAUGCGGAGGCCGAUGGAGACUGGAAACUAGAGACACUGUGCGGAGGGGGCAUAUUGGUGCCAUACAUGUGCGUGAACCCACCUGUGCUCAUCAAAGGGGAGCCCACAGGGGAGAAGGAGAAAUUCUGCUGCAAAGGUCCAGCAGAGUUGAGAAUUGGGUCGCUGUCCAAAUUAAAGGUGUCCAGAUUGAACGGGAGCAGUGGAUGCUGCGUGCUGGACUGCGUAGUGACAGGGGUGUCCAGACAAUAGUCGUGCAGAGCCGCUUCCUCGGCGGGGUUCUGUGCUGCAAUGGCGCUGUUCUGCACUGGGGGGACUUGGGGCGAGGCUUCAGCGCGCCGCUUGGGAGGCCGUCGCUCGUCGAUGCUCGUUUUCCGCACGUGCCUCUGCACAUACGCAAACUCCUUGCUCGUUCGGUUCUGCUCGAGUGGAGGAACAGAAGGAGCUGAUGCACGCGCAGCAGACAGUUCGUCGGCCUGUAGUCGCUGCUGCUGCUUGAUAGGAAUCGCAGAGACGGCGACGGUAGACGAGGGAUCUCCGUCGGGCAUGCUGCCAGAUGGCGUAGGCGAUGGCGAGACGCCGGCCGGACUGCCAAUGGACGUUGGCUCCAAAAAAUCAUCCAGAUUCAUGUGAUCGUCGCCCAGCACUUGAUGCGCGUGUUGGGCAUUUUGCUCGGACGACUUGCGCAGUUGAGCAAUGCCGCUGGGAGCAUUCUGCGAGACAGGGAGCGGUCGAGGCAUGAGGCCUUGCCUCUCGAGUUGUUUGCGCCGCAGAUUCAUCGACAUCAUGCGCCACGAGAGGUUCUCGAGACGUUCCGAGUUCGGGAGCUGGCCCUUGGUUUUGUGGUACAGCUUCCAUAUCUGCGUGCCCAGUGGGUCGUUCUUUUGCAUCUCUUCAGGCGUCUCGAGAUCGGAGGGCGAGGUGACCGAGGGGACCGAAUCGUCUCUAAAGUGGUCGAAGAAGGUGUCGCGCAAGAGGCCCUUGUGAGCGUCGCGGUCAGACGGCGACAGGUCCAGUCUCGUGGACAGCGUGUCCAGGGUCGACUGCGACGUGAGCGACGCAAUGGCGCUCGACGUGCCCGAUCCACUGAUGGCGGUACUGGCGGCGGCAGUGGCGGUGGCGGCGGAGGCAGCGUCGUCGUCGUGGUGGUGGUGGUGGUGGUGAGGUGGGUUCACAUGGCGCGGAGACGAGGCAGCGUGGUGGUGGUGGUGGUGGUCGCCAAUGCUGCUGCCGUCGAGGCUCUCGAGGUCGUCCCCGCGCUCGUCCGAAAGCGUGCCCGAGCGAGAAGACAUGCACGAGGUGCGACAGGAGGGGAGGGGUGGGUGUGGGCGGGCGGGCAGGCGUGGGUUGAGGGCGAGCGUGUGGGUGCGGGAGUGUGUCUCUGAUGUCUCUGGUGCUCUCUGCCCGUGAUUCCGUGAAUGGUCGCGGGCAGUGGUGGUGGAAGCCGCUUUCUUGCCGCCGCUGCUGCUGGUGCUUGCUCGUGCUUGGAUCCGGUCUGGCUCUGCUCUGCUCUCUGCUGCUCGGCCUCGCUUAAGACUGUGAGUGUCCCCGGCAAUAAUCUGCACGUGCAGGCAUAGCACGUUCGCCCCGUCGAUGUGGAGGGUAUUAGGGUGGGUUGUGCCGCUGUGGAUC